Hemibagrus wyckioides is the source of this 507-nucleotide messenger RNA. Its product is annotated as zinc finger E-box-binding homeobox 1-like. Bases 1 to 507 code for a protein of 168 amino acids. The record is from RefSeq and is a predicted model, not a curated record. Lineage: Eukaryota; Metazoa; Chordata; Actinopteri; Siluriformes; Bagridae. The transcript is spliced from 3 exons.
AUGCGCAGUAGCCACAGUCCCGAGUCUUCAGUCGCCUGUAGUUUCCUCACAGCACCAGCAGAUGUCGCUGAAGCUUUCAGUGGCUUCUCGCUGAAAGCCUGGGUGAAGCUCAGGGCCAGCGCUAAACCGCAACAUGAUCACUCCGUAGGGACCCUACAGCUCUCUGCUCCAGCUUUCCUUACACUUAACAGCCAUGAUUCCAGCACCAGCGGGGUGUCCAGGGCGGAGUUACCAAAAGAUCCAGAAGAUGAGGCUGAGGAAGAUGAUGAUGGGUCCCGAGAGCACGAAGAAGUCCCAGAAGCUGAGCGGCGCAAAGAUGCCGAGCAGGAACAGGACGAGACCGGCCACGUCCAGGACGACGGCCAGGAGGAAGAAGCCGAAGCAGCGUCCGACGUACGCGGUGCAGUCCAUGGCUCCGGCGCUCGGAGAUCUCAGUGUGGGUUACAGAGCGAAGACGCCACGCAUUCCUGCACUGGAUUAACGAGUCUGACUGCUACGCUGCUGUGA